AAAGAAGUGGCAGCAAGGUUUUGUUGGUUCAGUUUUCUGUUCUGGUGGUGCUGUUCGAUUUCUGGAGUGAGUUUACGUGAAUAUUUCCGCAGUCGAACGUUUAUCUUCCUUGCAAAGUUUGUGGUUGUGAAAUUUGAAAUAACUGAAAGUCAUUGUGCUAAAUGUACCAAUAGUUUGUCCACGAAAGUUUUGGCUAUGAAUUGUGGUUUUGUAAAAAAGAAUGAUGACUGAACAGUGCAGAAAGUGUUGCAAGGGCACUCAAUCUUCGUGGGGGUAGUGAUCGUGCGCUGCAUCUGAUCUAGUGGGAGGAUUUCGCCAACAGCAGCCAAAGUGAUUAAAUUACGCAUCAACUAAGGGAAAAGGAAAAACUUGAUAAGUGAAACCCAACCGAACAGAUGUGCUGGCUACCUUUGACAAGUGCACAGAGUUAUGAGGAUGUCAUCAUUAGGUGAGCGUUAGAAGCAUGAACUUGUGAAAGUGCAUAAAGAAAAGCAGUGUGCAAAGAGAAGGGGUUCAAGGAUACGACGUGGGUGUCAUCAACAACGUCAGCUGCUCGCCGAGCCGCCUGUUACAUUGAUCCCCUUGGGGCACAUUGCCCCAAGAAUGCCCUAGCGGCGGAUGGGGGAAUGUUUUUCUUUCUCCUUCCUCAAUCAACUUAAAUGUAUCAGCAACUUUUGUUUACCCGACUACUGCGUUCGGCGAGAGCAAAAAUCCCUCGAUUCGAAGGGAAACAAACAGUGACGGAGGCGGUCAGUAGCACCACCAGCGCGGGGAAGUCUCGCUCCAAGUUCUGCUGCGUUGUUGUUGCGGUUGCACAAGAGCGAACCGAAAACAUCAGCUGAAAGUUGGAAAUCUGCUAGCGAAUCCGUCUCGUCGGUAUUUAGCACCAUCAUCAAUCGUCGUCAUACAGCGCCGUCGUUCGAUGUGUACCCAGUUUGUUUCGCUUUAACUCAAAUGCUGUGUUGUGUGCGCACGAUGGAUGAAGAAUCGUGAACGCUUCAGUUGGAAUUGGCAGUGCCGAGAGCGGAAGAACAAAGAAACCUAUAAUAUAUCGAGUGUUUGUGCAAUCGGUGCGGUACUUUGAAGAAGGGAUUGGCGAAGUUUGAAGCAGAAGAAGAUGGCUGACUUCGAUGCGAUAUACGAGGAACAGGAACUGGCCGAACCGGAAGAUCUGGAGGAGGGCCACGUCCAGAUGGUGCCGGAUCCGAUCGUCAUACGAGGCGCAGGAAAUAUGACAGUGUUCGGUCUGAGCAAUCGCUUCAACGUGCAGUUUCCAGCCGGUUUGGUUUCGCGCGUUGCCCCCGAAGAAUUCAAAGCCACCAUCCUGCGGAUCAACGCGGUCCUCAAGAAGACACUUCCGGUCAACGUGAAGUGGCUGUUUUGUGGUUGUGUUUGCUGCUGCUGCACCCUCGGUUGUUCCCUAUGGCCUGUGAUAUGUUUAAGUAAGAGGACUCAGCACACGUUGAACAAACUACUUGAGUGGGAGAACAGCCAUUUGUACCAUAAACUUGGCCUGCAUUGGCGGCUCAGCAAGCAGCAGUGCGACUCCAACUCGAUGAUGGAGUACGUCCUGCUAAUAGAGUUUAUACCCAAAACGCCGAUCUACCGCCCGGAUUAGACUCCGGUUGUCUGUUAUCUGGUUUUUACUUUGGUUUUAGACGGUGUCGUAUACCAAGCUAGUGACUGAAUGGCGGGAGCAUUUCCCGUGCUCUGUAUUGUGUAAUCGAAUUUGGAAAAUGAGGUUCCGCUAUAUAUCAUAUGAAAGCGACUGGCGGAAAAGCUUGGUAGGUCGAAACCAUUGGAUAUAAACUUUAUGUACCAUAGAGCUAGUAAUUGUAAAGAGUUUUUGCCGGUAGAAUUUAGUCAAUCCUUUCUAUUUUAAAGCAGCACUUGUUACUCUUUCAAGAGUAAUAAGUAACCGUCAUAACAAUGCGUAAUAUUUGUAAGAUCGAGUUAACUGUAAUAAAGAAAUCGAUUUUGUUAUCGAAAACCUAAUCGAUUGUGACAAUAUGUAAAUUUAUCAGAAUUGCUGCCUCCAAGCUGCUGGGGGUUCGCAGUGGUAGACUAUUGUCGUUACACUUCAGCAAUGUUUUUUUUUGUUUCCAUGCAGAACUUAUCAAGUGAAUGCGUAUAUUUGGAGUCUGAAUAUGAGAAGAAUAAAAUUAAAGAAACAAAACACUCAAGUGAUCUUAGAGAAGCAAAAAUUGAAGAGAGCGUAAACCAUUAGAAACAGAAACAAAAGAUACUGAUACUGAAAAUGGCGAUUUCUCCGCGAACCGGCGGAAACACGCAAUGAAGAUUUCCCGUUGAAGAAACGCUAUAUAACGGAAAACGAGCAAAUAUUUAGUAAACUAGGAAAUGAUUGUAUAGUGUAUAGAGAUUUAUUUAGAUAUUUAAGAUGAAUUAAAUGCUGAAUCGAAAUGAAAGUAAUUAUUUGAAA
This is a messenger RNA of Armigeres subalbatus, 2440 nucleotides long. RefSeq names its product cysteine-rich hydrophobic domain-containing protein 2. Lineage: Eukaryota; Metazoa; Arthropoda; Insecta; Diptera; Culicidae. Gene Ontology annotation, cellular component: nucleus. The record is from RefSeq and is a predicted model, not a curated record. The coding region runs from base 1118 to 1618 and encodes 166 amino acids. The transcript has 4 exons.